Molecule: messenger RNA, 1578 nt
Organism: Vicia villosa (hairy vetch)
Lineage: Eukaryota; Viridiplantae; Streptophyta; Magnoliopsida; Fabales; Fabaceae
Exons: 3
Coding region: 1-1578 (525 amino acids)
Source: RefSeq, a predicted model, not a curated record
AUGGAUGGUUGUCCUUUCUAUAUACGGUUUAGUAUGAGGACAGGCAAUACAUUUUGGCAACUAGUAAGUCUCACUGAAAACCAUAGCUGCCAUAGGACACCUAAGAACAGACAAGCAACAACUGCAUGGUUAGGUCGCAAAUUUAUGUAUACGUUGAGGCAUAGUCCAGAUAUGAGAUGUAAAGGCUUGAUUGCAGAAGCCUUAGAGAAAUGGGGAGUGAAAUUGUCAAAAGACCAAGCUUAUAGGGCAAAAAGAAAAGCUCUAGAGCUAAUUCAAGGAGCUGGUUGUGAACAAUUUGCACAUUUGAGGUUGUAUGCUAAUGAAUUGCUUAAGUCAAAUCCUAACUCUACAGUUAAGAUUCAAUGUGUUGAUUCUAGUGGUGGUCCUAUAAUUGAGAGAAUUUAUGUAUGCUUGAAAGCAUGUAAGGCUGCAUUUGCAACUACGUGUAGGCCCUUAAUUGGAUUGGAUGCAUGUUUUUUAAAGGGAGAUUUUGGAGGUCAGUUGAUGGCUGCAGUUGGCACGGACGGAAAUAACAAGAUUAUGCCCAUAGCAUAUGCAGUCGUGGAAGCCGAAACCAAAGACUCAUGGCAAUGGUUCUUAAAUUUGUUACUUGAUGAUUUGCAAGCCAUCCAACAUAAUAGAUAUGGCUUUAUCUCAUACCAGCAAAAGGGAUUGGUACCGGCUAUUCUAGAGGCAAGCCAGUAUGUUGAACAUAGAUUGUGCGUGAAACAUUUAUAUGGAAAUUGGAAAAAGAAAUAUCCAGGGAUAGUGAUGAAGGAAGUUUUAUGGAGGGCUGCUAGGGUAACAACAGUACCUGCAUGGGAGAGGGCAAUGGAACACAUGAAAUUACUUGAGCCAAAUGCUUGGAAAGAUAUGAAGGCAGUCCCUGCUGCAUGUUGGAGUAUAGCACAUUUUAAAACGGACACUCAAUGUGAUUUGCAAGUCAAUAACAUGUGCGAAGCUUUCAAUAGAGCAAUUUUGGAGUAUCGAGACAAACCAAUCAUUACACUACUUGAAGGAAUCAAGCACUAUUUAACUUUGAGGAUUUCAAAACAAAAAGAUGCUCUAGGUAAACAUAAAGGAGUUAUAAGCCCCAACAUCCAAAAGGUCACAGAAAAGUCAAAACAUGAAGCUGGUGGAUGGAGUGCAACUUGGCAUGGUGAUGAUGACUUUGCCAUUUUUGGUGUGGUAGAGAAACAUUUGUUGACAUCUACUGUGCUUGCUACAUAUAGUCACAUCAUCUUGCCAACAAAUGGGCCACAGUUAUGGCCAAAUGAUGGAAACCUAUCCAUCAACCCACCUGUUAUGAGGAGAGCUAUUGGACGGCCAAAGAAGAAUCGAAACAAGGCUAAUGAUGAGCCUAGAAGCACAAACACAUUGCCAAGACUCCUUCAAACUGUGAAAUGCAAAAAAUGUGGAAAUAUGGGACAUAACAAAAGAACUUUCAAAGGGAAACGAGCGGCUGAGAGAUCCAUUCCUAAGGGUGGCAAUAAAAAGGCAAAGAAGAAUGCAAAAAAGGAUGUUGGGCAAACUAUCAUAGAAGAAGGGUCACAAGCACCAAGAGCAACUCAAGAAUAG